Molecule: messenger RNA, 801 nt
Organism: Pyricularia pennisetigena
Lineage: Eukaryota; Fungi; Ascomycota; Sordariomycetes; Magnaporthales; Pyriculariaceae
Exons: 2
Coding region: 1-801 (266 amino acids)
Cellular component (GO): mRNA cleavage factor complex
Molecular function (GO): mRNA binding
Source: RefSeq, a predicted model, not a curated record
AUGUCAACCAUCACAGCAACAGCACUGCAAUCCGGGCAGCCGCCCAUAAUACCACUUUCCUUCAAUGCCAACCAGCCCGAGACCAUCCGCCUCUACCCACUAUCGAAUUACACGUUCGGCGUCAAGGAGACGCAGCCCGAGGAGGACCCUUCGGUGCUGGCACGCCUGAAGCGCCUGGAGGAGCACUACAACGCGCACGGAAUGCGCCGCACCUGCGAGGGCAUCCUUGUCUGCCACGAGCACAACCACCCACAUAUUCUCAUGCUGCAGAUCGCAAACGCCUUCUUCAAACUACCCGGCGAUUAUCUGCGACCGGAGGACGAUGAGGUCGAGGGCUUCAAGGCGCGCUUGGAUGAGCGGCUGGCACCCGUCGGAAGGCUGGGCGAGGGCGAGGAGGCUGGAGAUUGGCAGAUUGGAGAUUGCCUUGCGCAGUGGUGGCGGCCAAACUUUGAGACCUUUAUGUACCCAUUCGUCCCGGCCCACGUCACGCGGCCCAAGGAGUGCAAGAAGCUCUAUUUCAUCCAGCUGCCAAAUUCCAAGGUCCUGAGUGUCCCCAAAAACAUGAAGCUGCUCGCGGUUCCUCUAUUCGAGCUUUACGACAACUCUGCUCGCUACGGCCCUCAGCUGUCUGCCAUCCCUCACCUACUCAGCAGGUACAACUUCGAGUUUGUCGACGAGCAAGGAAAUGUGGUGGCGCAGACACCAGGUAGCGGCCCUGGCGAAGGUGACCACGUUCCAAAAACCAAAGUCCUCGCUGGCGGUGAUGAUGUGGAUAUGAAGCAGGAGAACGGCGCACACUGA